AAAGAACAAGUCUCUCGUUCUUAUAAAUUAAUCACAAAUUUCACGUAUCAUCAAAAACCGGGUUAGUUUAUCAUGAACAGCAAGAGAAUUGAAGGAUUGCCUUUCCUACCUGGGAACACUUUUAUUGACCCGACGCUUUCCGAUUUCAGGAAGAGCCAUACUUUUGCCCAUAAGAAUGGAUUCUUCAAUUCCAAGGAUGACUAUUUGGGCGUUGGGAACGUACCGAUUCCGGCGAAAGCUAUGUCCGUCAAGGAUCUUUUCGACAUGUACAACUAUGAUCCAAUCUUGACGUAUGGCGUUCCUCGAGGGAGACCGACUAAGCCACUAAUUCCAGCGUUUGUUGCACUGGAAAAGAAAACUCUGAAAUUUGACGGGUACUACAAGGAGACCGUAAAUGAUUCAGCGUCGGAAAUUUAUCGCGUACGACAGGUCAAGAUAUUAUACUACUUGGAAGAUGACACCAUCAUGGUGGACGAGCCAAAAGUUGAGAAUUCUGGCCUGAUGCAAGGAAAACUAAUUAAACGCCACCAGAUUCCAAAAAAUGAUUUAGGCGAGUUUUGGCACUGGAAGGAUCUCAACAUUAAAUGUGACAUCAUGUUUUACGGACGAGUUAUUCGCGUUACUGAUUGUGACAAGUGGACAAAGGACUUUUACGAAAGUGAGGGCGUGUUGUUGAAUGAUCCCGAACUAAUACCACAGGAUCCUUAUAUCGAAAAACGAUUCCAAUCUCAGAAGAAAAGGACAUUCCAUACUCCAGACAUAAUGGCUGACGGUCGCAAAAAGUACAUGGAAUUUGGACAGAAAGUACUUCGUUUCAAGUGCGUCUGGGAUGAACGGGAACAGGAAUUUGGAACAUUGAGACGUUACGACCUAUUUUACCAUCUGGUGGAUGACAUGGUUGAAGUAUGUGAACUGCAUGGAAAUAAUGACGGACGCGAUCCCUUCAAGCUCCUCUUGCACAAGACUCGCCUUCCGAAAAAUUAUAAGGAUAUGCCCCUACAAUUCCCACUCGUAUCAAUGGAACCGUCGCGAAAGGAAAUUGUCGAGUAUUAUGAACCAAAAGACUUUAAGAUUGGGGAGACCCUAAACGUGUUUGGACGACGAUUUUUAAUCUUCGACAUGGAUGCAUUCACUAAAGAUUUUUACCGACAACACUUUGGCUACACGGACUUUACACCGAUUUGUGUAGAUGCGCCCAAGGCACCACGCCAACCUGCGCCACUCCCACCAUGGAAUGGAUGGGGUUCUCCGGAAGACUCACUCAUGUCGUGUCUAAGAAUUGUGCCUCAACGGCCCCGUUACGACGCCAUGAAACGACUCAUCUUUGAAUUGAAGGUCCUAAAGUUCGGUGCCACAAUCGACUCCACUAGACCUGAAGACCAAGGACGUGAAUUCACAAUUUCCUAUCGCUUAGUGGACGAUAAGCUCUCCGUGUAUGAGCGUGCCGUGCGGAAUUCGGGAUGGCCAGGAGGCAAAUUUUUGGACUACUUGCGAGUAAUGAAACCCGGCUCUUCAAAAGAUAACCCAGAAUACUAUGGACCUCACGACCUCUACAUUGGUGCAAUGUUGGACAUUUUCAAUUCAAGAUUUUGUCUCAACUCUGCAGAUCCGUUUACUCUUGAAUUCAUCAAUGCAAACCCGGCUUGCUUCCCAGAACAUGUCAGAGAAAAUCUUCAACAGUACUUUGACUGUGAGAAACAACAAAAUCCUGCACAAUUCAAGGAAAAACCUUGCGAUCCAGGAAGAGAAGUUUGCGAAGAGCCGAUCGGCGAAGGAUUUUUCGAGCAUUUGGGUCUCGGCACCCAAAAACAAAGUGUUGACCCUUGCGUGGACAAUCCAAAUCCUGAUCCAAUGCCUUACGACUGGGACAUGUGUCGAAAAUUAGGGUACAAUUGCGGAUAUCAACGCCCUACAAAUGUUGACGAACCGAUUGAUCAACUUUGCGAUAAGCCUUGUCCAGGAAACCCUGACAUGUUUGAAACUAAGGAGCUUGCCGUUUGUCAACCGGAACGCUAUGUUGCACCAGAUCCACUGCCACCCAAUCCAAGACUCACUGAAGACGUGCCUUGCAUCCCUCCUGAGAAAUAUGAUUACCUGAAAGAACAUCGUUUCGAUUGCUACAAUCCUCCAGAUGCGGACAAGCAAUAUGAAAUCUUUCAGAAACAGAGCAAAUUCAACUGCCCAUGUCCUCCAGACAAUGCAAACGGGGGCCAACAACGAUAAUUUAUUUAAUACGUAACAAAAACUUUUCUAUAAAUAAUAAUAAUGCUGCACAUAACUUAAAAUGUAUGUAUUUACAUUCAUGUAAUAA
Molecule: messenger RNA, 2311 nt
Organism: Folsomia candida
Lineage: Eukaryota; Metazoa; Arthropoda; Collembola; Entomobryomorpha; Isotomidae
Product: EF-hand domain-containing protein 1-like
Exons: 16
Coding region: 73-2223 (716 amino acids)
Biological process (GO): mitotic cytokinesis; cilium-dependent cell motility; mitotic spindle organization
Cellular component (GO): mitotic spindle; axoneme
Molecular function (GO): alpha-tubulin binding
Source: RefSeq, a predicted model, not a curated record